AUGUCUCUGAACAAAGUGUGGGAGGCCGCUUCCGCAAGCCCUUACUCUCCCCUGAUCUCCAAGGAUCACCAAUUCUCCGUCGGCUUCACUCUCUUGUUGUCCGCGUACGAAUCACUGACCGUGCUGGUAGCCUUUAUCCUGACCGGUCUCUUUGGUCUGAACCGUUCCUUCGCCAGUAUCGCGUCAUUCGGUGUUCCUGCGUCAUUGGCAUUUGGGGCCAUGGCAAACGGGGAGCCUAUCUUCUCAGCUGUCUCUGGCAACGCCCACCACCUCUACACUUCGCUACAGUGCAUCGGCUUCGCACCAAGGGCUACCGUUCAAAUUACCCCCGACGGCAUCCGUUUCUCCGUGGAGGAAAGCCGAGUGAUACAGGGACUCGCGUUCCUCGACAAAGCGCUCUUCACGAGCUACACCUUCAACCCGCCAACUGCCCUGCCAAACGACACAGAAGGCGACGACCAUGACGAUUCAGAGAGCACAUACCAUCCUUGUUUUGAGAUCUCCCUAUCGGCCCUCCUGGAAACCUUGAAAAUCUUCGGCGCGAACGAUCCAUCUUCCUCCGCGCCUGGCUCCAACCGCGCCACAAGUGUCCAACCGUCGAACCCCGCCACAUCCAGUGCCUUCACUGCGCCGACCUUACUCCUCGAUCGCUCCUGCACACUGCAAUACUUCCAGGAUGGCUCUCCGCUCAACAUCACGCUGUCCGAGACGGGCAUCAAGACGACCUGCGAGUUAACCACCUAUGAACCCGAAGUCAGCGGCAGCGACAUGGACAUUCCGCUCCAGCGUGACGCCAUCAUCAUGAAGAUUAUCAUGCGGUCCGCCUGGCUCCAUAACGCCAUCGCCGAGCUAGGCGCCACGAACCCCACUGUCUUGAAAAUCUCCGCGUCAGCGCUGGAAGAGCCAUUCUUGGCCCUGUCCGGCUCGGGCGGACCGUUCAGCGAGUCCACCGUGGAGUUCUCUGUCGAACAGCAGAACGCCAACGGCGGUAGUGGCCCACGUCCCUACCACAAGGUUCUGGCGGAUGAUGGAUCGUCUAGAGCCCGCGCAAAACGGGCCAAGCUGGCGCCAACCGUCACCGAGACGUUCCUCGUCAGUCCGCCGUCCUCGAUGGGCUCGCGCAUCACCCAGAACUACCGAUUUUCGCUCAUUCAGAAAGCGUCCCGUGCGAUGGCGGCUGCCAGUAAAGUUAGCAUCCGGGGUGAUCGUCAGGGGGUUUUGAGUCUUCAGUUCAUGAUUGACUUCGACAAUAAUACCGGAGCUUCUGGUAAUACGAGACUAACUGGCGGCGCGAGCAUCGGCUCUGCGGUGACUUUUGUGGAUUUCCGUUUUGUACCAUUACUAGAUGAAGAUGAGGGUGAGGGUGCAGACAAUGAGCUUCGCUGA
Molecule: messenger RNA, 1386 nt
Organism: Aspergillus terreus NIH2624
Lineage: Eukaryota; Fungi; Ascomycota; Eurotiomycetes; Eurotiales; Aspergillaceae
Product: putative DNA repair protein Rad1
Exons: 4
Coding region: 1-1386 (461 amino acids)
Biological process (GO): DNA damage checkpoint signaling; DNA repair
Cellular component (GO): checkpoint clamp complex
Source: RefSeq, a predicted model, not a curated record